AUGUCAAACCUGUCCGCGUUUGAGCGCGCCAACGAGGCGGUCGCUUACCUCCGCUCCAGCUUGCCAGCAGGCCUUCAAAAGCCUCAAGUCGCGAUUGUAUGCGGCUCCGGACUGGGAGGACUCGCUGAUACUAUUCAUCCCGAGUCACGGACUGAAUAUGAUUACACGGCGAUCCCUCACUUCCCUCGCUCAACGGUCGCUGGACAUGCUGGAAAGUUGGUUUUUGGUCACCUCGGCCAGAAGAUUCCUGCUGUCUUGAUGGUUGGUCGUGCUCAUUACUACGAAGGGCACUCGAUUGAUCAGGUAGCAUUCCCUAUUCGAGUGUUCAAGCAACUGGGCGUGGAUACGGUCGUCUUGACCAAUGCGGCCGGAGGUCUCAAUUCUGGAUAUGAACAUCUCUUCCUAGCUGGUCUGGCGGGAACUCAUCCACUGAGAGGACCUAACGAGGAUGAUUUCGGUGUACGAUUCCCACCCCUGUCGGAUGCGUAUGACCUAGAGCUUCGUCGACAUGUGCAUCAAACAUGGAAGAAGAUCUCAUCACCAGAAAGUAAGAGAAGGUUGCACGAGGGUGUGUAUGCCUAUGUGGGAGGCCCGACUUACGAGACAAGAGCCGAAAGCCGGAUGCUUCAAAUGCUCGGAGCCGAUGUGGUGGGCAUGUCCACGGUACCGGAGAUUGUGACGGCCAGACACUGUGGUCUUCGCGUGCUUGCCUUCAGUUUGGUCACCAACAAGGCUGUGUUGGCUCCGGUGCCGAGGGGAGAUGAGGCGGUGUUGCAGGGUAAGUCGGCAGACGAGUUGAAUGCCGUCCUCGAAGAGGGCAAAGCGGGACACGAAGAGGUUCUCGAGGCCGGCCGAGCGGCUGCUCUUGACAUGCAGAAUUUGGUUGCCCAAACCCUGUUGGAUAUCUUUGCUCAAGCCUGA
Penicillium brevicompactum is the source of this 921-nucleotide messenger RNA. RefSeq names its product purine-nucleoside phosphorylase. Gene Ontology annotation, biological process: nucleoside metabolic process. Gene Ontology annotation, cellular component: cytoplasm. Bases 1 to 921 code for a protein of 306 amino acids. The record is from RefSeq and is a predicted model, not a curated record. The transcript has 7 exons. Gene Ontology annotation, molecular function: purine-nucleoside phosphorylase activity. NCBI's taxonomy places the organism in Eukaryota, Fungi, Ascomycota, Eurotiomycetes, Eurotiales, Aspergillaceae.